Messenger RNA from Gongylonema pulchrum, 348 nucleotides. The record is from the annotation of a GenBank genome assembly. Lineage: Eukaryota; Metazoa; Nematoda; Chromadorea; Rhabditida; Gongylonematidae.
AUGAUCGAAAACUGUACAAAGAUAUUUAUCGUACCAAAUUGUUCCGGAUUUGAGCGUGAUGAAUGUGGUAUGUGGCCUGAGGAUACCGAACCGGAUGCGCCAUUUCUUAUUGAAUUAGGUGCUUCUGACGGUGGAAAUUAUAAAACGUAUAUGCUGCAAAAAGUGAGGGAUCUGCUAAAAGAGCAUCGUGAACGUUGGAAAGGUUGGAUCGUUGAAGGUUCGAUAAACGGCGUCGAAAUUUCUACGAAAAAACCAACCGAUCGUCAUCCAUUGCGUUUCUUCCGCGUUUGGGUUGAUAUUGAAGCACCGCCUAAAGAAAUUUUAGCCAGGAUUAUUCGAGAAAGGUAA